Rhizophagus irregularis DAOM 181602=DAOM 197198 is the source of this 1811-nucleotide messenger RNA. RefSeq lists its product as uncharacterized. The record is from RefSeq and is a predicted model, not a curated record. Lineage: Eukaryota; Fungi; Glomeromycota; Glomeromycetes; Glomerales; Glomeraceae.
GCCGUUUUCUAAUUUUAGUUUUGGAUGAAACAAAUUAGGGAAUUUAUUUUAUUGGAAUUUGAAUUCCGACUGUCGUCAUUUGGUGAUCAUCAUGUGUUUUUUCUAUUAUUUUUUCUAGAUAAACAAAACACAAACCUUCAAGAAAAACAAGAAAAUUUUGUAAAAAUGGGUAGAAAUAUUGUCGUAAUGUGUGAUGGAACAUGGAAUAAUCCAAAUUCCCAAACAAACGUUUUUACAUUAUAUAAAGAAUUAAUUGAGAGAGAAUUUGAACAACAUGUUUUGUAUAUAGACGGAGUUGGAGUUGGUGAAUUGAUCUGGAAUUUUACCGUUGAUGGAGCUAUAGCUUUUAGUCUUGACAAUAAAAUCAAAGAAGGUUACAGAUUUAUAGUUGAUCACUAUCAUCCUGAUGAUGAUAUAUGGCUUUUUGGUUUUAGUCGUGGCGCUUAUACUGCGAGAUGUAUUGCUGGAAUGAUAAGAAAUUGUGGAAUAUUAAAUCGAGAAAUCAACCCUGAUCAAAUUGACAAAAGUGUUGAUCUUGCUUAUGGUUUUUAUCGUGAUAGAGAUUUAGCUAAACACCCGAAAGCAAAAGGUUCUGAAGAAUUUAAAAAAUCUUUCAGUUAUCCUGAUUCUAAAAAACCAAUUAUAAAAUUCCUUGGAUUAUGGGAUACUGUUGGCGCUCAUGGUUUACCCGGUUAUGCAAUUGGUGAAGGUUUUCGAUAUUUGGAAUUAUAUGAUCAAAAAGUACCUAGUAUAAUUAAAUUUGCUUGUCAAGCUUUAGCUAUUCAUGAAAACAGUGCUUUCUUUGAACCUUGUCGUAUACUUCCGAACAAAUCUGGUACUAUCGUAAAAGAGACUUGGUUUCCGGGUGUACAUAAUGAAAUAGGUGGUGGAACUUUUUUAUCACUUAAAGGCAAUGAAAGAAUAAUUAAUGCAACUCUUUUGUGGAUGAUAGAAAAUAUCGUAGAAGCUGGAGGUUUAUUAAUGCAUGAUAAUAUCGAGACUUAUCGUGCUCGUUUCUCUCCUGAUACUGGACCUUCUUGGAACAAUAUGAAUUAUAUGUCUGCUCGUAUCAAUUCUAUUCUUCCAACGAUAAUGGUUAAAGAUAGAACUAUUCCAUUAGAAUUAGAUUCUAGUUCAAAAUUUUUAAGAAAAGAUCUUCUUUAUAGGGAUGGUGAUUGGUUGCUUCCAUUUGGUGUUAGGCCAUAUCUGUGUACUCAUUAUACUUCGAAAACAUAUGAAGAAUUUCGUAAAGUUAUGGAAAAGAAUGGAAUCAAACUAUAUAAUAAAGAUAAUAAAAAUAUAAAAUACGAUAUGGAUGUAAAUGAAAAAGCACAAGACCCUACGAAAAAAAUGCGUCCGAAAAAUAUUCUGAAAUUGUCCAGAAUAUAAUUGUGACAAAAUGAGUGUCCUGAAAACAUCCGAAAACGCGCAAGAUUGGAUUAACAUCAUAGAUAGUAUUUUUUCUCGCUCUUUAAGUUUACUUGGUAAACACACAGAGGUUUUAAAUACCAGUUUUUUGCUUUUUACAUUUUUUGAUUUUUAUUGUCUAGAAUUUGCCUGGAAUUUUUUCUUGUCCAACUACCAGAAUUUGUCCGGUUUUUUUUUGUCCAGAGAUUGUCCAAAAUGUAUCCAGGAUUUUUGUUUCCAGAAUUUGUCCAGUUUUGUCUAUCCGAAAUUUGUCCUGAAUUUUACAUGUCUGGACAAAUUCGACAAAUUCUGGACAUUCUUUUUCAUAGGGAGAGGAUACUCGUCCAUAAUCAAGGAGGAUAUAAUUUAUUGAACAAUUUCAUUUAGUUAUAAUUAUUAGAUUG